CCCCUUGAGUGAAAAUAACUCAAAAAAAGGACAGAAAGUUAAAAUCUUUGAUGAAGAAGAUCCAAAUCAAAUUGGGGAGGAUCAAAAUCUAGGGUUCCGGCGAAAGCACUCGACUUUAUUCUCCCGGAUUAACAAAAAGAAAAAGAAAAAAAAAACUCUCUCCUUUUCAUCAAUCAUGAGUAGAGGUCAGUCGUAUUUCAUCACUCUCAUCAGAAACCCAUCUCGUCAGAACAACACCACCACCCAGAUACGUACUCUAACCCUCGAUUCGCCUUCUCGGGGCACUAGUACCGAACCUGACUCCGAUGCGCAUCAGGGAAGCUACACGGAAAUGGCUAAAACCGUCUCUACCAUCAUCAGAGAGAGACACAGGUGGCAGCAAACUCUGGUAUCUGAUUUCCCCUCGUUUAAUUUCGCAGAUCCUCUGUUUUUCCGACAAAUGUUGACUUUACAGAACAACAACAACGUUAUGUUCUCUCUGUGGUUCUUCCGUUGGCUCUGCUCCACCUUUGACUACAAACCUGAUCCUGUUUCUUUAAACCUUCUCUUCGGCGCUCUUUUGGAUGCUAAAGCCGUUAAAGCUGCGAAAAUCUUUCUAGACACCACUGGUUUUAAGUUUAGCCCUGAGGUAACGUUGUUAGAGAGGUACGUGAAGUGUCUCUGUGAAGAUGGGUUGGUGGAAGAAGGUAUUAAAGUGUAUACUCAACUCAAAGAGAGUGGAACUGUUCCUUCGGUUCCAACUUGCAAUGCUGUUUUACUAGGCUGCUUGAAAGUUAAGAAACUAGAUCUCUUCUGGGAGCUUCACAAGGAGAUGAAAGAGACCGAGGUUGUUGAUCUCGAGAGGAUACAGUGUUUGAUCCAAGCUUUGUGCGACGGUGGAGAGGUUUCAGAAGGGUACGAGCUACUCAAGAAGGUUUUGAAACAAGGACUUGAUCCAGGACACGCUGUGUAUUCAAGAUUGGUAUCUGGCUUCUGUAAGAUUGGGAACUACGCUUGUAUGUCGGAGAUUCUCCACACGAUGAUUGCCUGGAACCAUUCCCCGAGUAUUUAUACCUACCAGGAGAUUAUCAAGGGGCUGUGCAAGAAUCAGAAGCAGCGCGAGGCGUUUUGUGUGUUUAACAAUCUUAAAGAGAGAGGCUAUGCGCCUGACAGGGUCGUUUACACCACGAUGAUCCAUGGGCUGUGUGAGAUGGGGUGGUUCGGGAGCGCGAGGAAGCUGUGGUUUGAGAUGAUGGAGAAAGGGAUGCGGCCUAACGAGUUUACUUAUAAUGUGAUGAUACACGCGCAUUUGAAGAGAGGAGAAGUUGUGCUGGCUAGGGAACUAUACGGAGAGAUGCUUAGAAAUGGGUAUGGAGAGACAACGGUGAGCUGUAAUACGAUGAUCACGGGGUUCUGCUCGUAUGGAAGAGCGGACCAGGCGUUUGAGGUUUUCAAGAAAAUGUCUGAGACUGGGGUGAAACCUGAUGCGAUCACGUAUAAUGCUUUGGUUCAAGGGUUUUGCAAGGAGAAUAAGGUUGAGAAAGGGAUUGCUCUGUUCAAGGAGCUCAAGGCCUUGGGGAUGUACCCUUCUGAUAGGACUUAUGCUGCACUUCAGAAGAUGAGAAACCUGAAGUUGUCUGAUUCUGUUGCAGCUUCCUUAAAUGAGAUUCUAGAGGCUGCCUGAAAGCAACUAAUUUUGUCAGGUAUUAGGUUGAUUCAACAAUGAG
Messenger RNA from Brassica oleracea var. oleracea, 1706 nucleotides. RefSeq names its product pentatricopeptide repeat-containing protein At5g18950-like. Bases 176 to 1663 code for a protein of 495 amino acids. The record is from RefSeq and is a predicted model, not a curated record. NCBI's taxonomy places the organism in Eukaryota, Viridiplantae, Streptophyta, Magnoliopsida, Brassicales, Brassicaceae. The transcript has a single exon. Gene Ontology annotation, molecular function: protein binding.